Messenger RNA from Mycena citricolor, 1067 nucleotides. Lineage: Eukaryota; Fungi; Basidiomycota; Agaricomycetes; Agaricales; Mycenaceae. The record is from the annotation of a GenBank genome assembly.
GCAAACGCGCUGUGACACGUCACUGAGCCAGCGCAUCGCGCCUUGUCUCUGGCAGUCAAAGGAAUCGCAGAAACGCUCCUUUAUUCCUUCUCCAUAGUGAGCCACCCAGCUAAUACGGGUUUUGCUUUCUCUUAACAUCAUCACCCGUCAGCUAUGGAACAACAAGCAAAGGCGCCGGCGGACAUUCGCAAAGUCGCGACAUUCCUGCGUAGCGGCAAGGCGGGAAUCAAAGUGCGCGUUGGCGCGCUGAACGGGAAGCGAUUCGAUUAUUUCAAGGGCAAAUCUGCCAUCAAAGCCCUGCUCUCGCCCGCGUAUGCAAAGCAAAAAGGCGUCCCGAAAGUCUCUUCGGAGGCCGAAGCCGUUGCUCUACUUGCGUCUGUGAAUAGCUUCGCGUUCUUCCUGCGUGUGCAGCGCGGCGCCCCGUCGGGCAGCUCAUCAUCAUCACCCAAAGUCUUGCAAGUGAUUCCGGAGCAGAUGUUCGUUGGGGACGAGUACUAUGUUUGGUUCUUCGAGGGCUCUCAGUGGACGACCUACGCAGGCGCGGUGCUCAUGGUCGGUCUGAUGCUUGGGGGCGUGAUGUUCCCGUUGUGGCCCCCGUUCAUGCGGCUCGGCGUGUACUAUCUGAGUAUGGGCAUGCUCGGGCUGUUGGGACUUUUCUUCGCCAUCGCGAUUGUGCGCCUCAUCUUCUACAUCAUCACUGUGGUUGUCGCCAGCCCUGGCAUAUGGAUCUUCCCAAAGUUGUUUGCGGAUGUCGGCUUCGUCGAGUCAUUCAUUCCGCUAUGGGAGUGGGAUCUGCCGAAGAAGAAGUCGAAAAAGAGAAAGGGCGAUAAAGCCGCUGGACCUGUUGAGGGCGCAUUCAUUGAAGAGAUUCCAGACGAUUCCAGUGCGUCGCGUCCCGACAGUCGAGCUGCGAGAGUAGAGGAAGUCGAGGACGACGACGCUUAGACCCGGAGUACAUACUUAUUAUUUUACACACGGCCACACCGCCAGCACAUGUUGUGUCCAUUAUUUUCUUCUGGGUCUUUCAUGUAAGCACUGCAGUCAAACACGCACUCGCUCUGGGCCUG